Molecule: messenger RNA, 531 nt
Organism: Dufourea novaeangliae
Lineage: Eukaryota; Metazoa; Arthropoda; Insecta; Hymenoptera; Halictidae
Product: acidic repeat-containing protein-like
Exons: 2
Coding region: 1-531 (176 amino acids)
Source: RefSeq, a predicted model, not a curated record
AUGGCUGGCUGCGCUGAGGAGGGUUCGGUGUCGUUCGCAAGGGCAGCCAAAAAGAAUCGAGACGUGGUCGAUUCUAGUGGAACUCCGAUCAGUGGAACCCCGAUUGGUGAAAUUUACAUUGGUAGAACUCUUAUUGGUAGGAGUGGAGACCUUGCUAAAACCCCAGAUAGUGGAACCCCAGAUAGUGUAAGCCCAGGUAGUAGAAAUCCAGGCAGUGGAAAUUCAGAUAAUGGAAAUCCAGAUAGUGGAAAUCCAGAUAUUGACAGUCCAGAUAGUGGAACACCAAAUAGUGGAACCCCAAAUAGUGGAGCCCAAAAUAGUGGAACCCCAAAUAGUAGAAACCCAGAUAGUGGAACCCCAAAUAGUAGAAACCCAGAUAGUGAAACCCCAAAUAGUAGAAACCCAGAUAGUGAAACCCCAAAUAGUAGAACCCCAGAUAGUGAAACCCCAGAUAGUGAAACCCCAGAUAGUGAAACCCCAAAUAGUAGAAACCCAGAUAGUGAAACCCCAAAUAGUAGAACCCCCACAUAA